Molecule: messenger RNA, 954 nt
Organism: Caenorhabditis bovis
Lineage: Eukaryota; Metazoa; Nematoda; Chromadorea; Rhabditida; Rhabditidae
Source: the annotation of a GenBank genome assembly
AUGAGUAGUUCGACAUAUGUUCACGGUAGUUCCGAAAAGGACGAACACGUUGGUUAUAAAGAUGAUGCUGAGUAUGUGCGUUCGAGUUGGACAUUGUGUUUGAAAUCGCGAAAGAAUAUGAAAAGGAUAACCGUUGUAAUGAGAAGCGCCGAGAGAAUGGAUCGAGUUUUUGGAAACACUUGGAUAAGCACCGAGAAAUGGUGGACAAAGGUUCAUCCAACUGACCUAAAUGUGCCUAAAGAUAUCACAUUGCAUCCGAUGGAGUAUUUAUUCAAUCCACCGAUUACAAACAUAGGGAAAUAUUCGACGCAACUCGUCUAUCGAGCCCUCCGUAAUCGAGGUGUCGAUGCUCCAACGAUUUAUUGUAGUCCAACAUUGAGGACUGUGCAGACGGCGAUGUGCAUUGCGAAAACGAAUGAAGCGAAAAUUUGUAUUGAGCCCGGACUUGUUGAGCCGGUUGAGUGGUAUCGAUUCGGUGGCGCCCAGUAUAUGCCGGAUUUUCGGGGUUCCUAUGGUCUCUCACAUGCAAUUGAUCAGUCAUACAAACCAAUUUUCGCUCUUGAAGAAAUUGAGUUGGGAUUUGCUACGAAAACACAGGAGCAGUGUAUUCAAAGAAUCAUGUUUGUGCUUCGAAAUAUAUGCGGACAGCAACGAGAUCAUCCUGCAAUUAUCAUCGGACACGCCAUCACAAUGGACAUCGCUUCGAGAAUUGGACAACACGGAGACAAUAUCGAAGAAGAUCGUAAGGAUGAAUACACUUCCUAUGAGGAUCCCAUAUAUAGCUGCGAUGUGAAUAAUCGCAGUCAGAAGCUUGAUCUCGGAGUGCGCUAUCCACCAGGAAGCGUUAUGGCUCUCCGACGAGUUAACGACUCCCCGCCGUAUGUGCUCGAAACUGUGCCGAAUAUCAUUCCGCCUCUUACCGCCGGACUUUGCACCAACAAAAUCGCUCAUUGA